This is a messenger RNA of Culex quinquefasciatus (southern house mosquito), 797 nucleotides long. RefSeq names its product E3 ubiquitin-protein ligase Kcmf1. Gene Ontology annotation, molecular function: zinc ion binding; protein kinase C binding; K63-linked polyubiquitin modification-dependent protein binding. The coding region runs from base 60 to 725 and encodes 221 amino acids. Gene Ontology annotation, cellular component: amphisome; aggresome. Lineage: Eukaryota; Metazoa; Arthropoda; Insecta; Diptera; Culicidae. The transcript has 4 exons. The record is from RefSeq and is a predicted model, not a curated record. Gene Ontology annotation, biological process: aggrephagy; mitophagy; endosome organization.
AGCAAGCAACUUUCGCGCUCGAUGACUCAUUCAUUUGUUUUCAACCCGCUCGAAGCGCAAUGAGUUCCUUCCACAAAGACAUCAACUGCGACGCGUGCGGCCAGCAAAACCUCGCGGGAACCCGCUACGCCUGUCUGGUAUGUCACGAUUACGACCUGUGUGAAAAUUGCCACCGACGGCGCAAUGCCCACCCGUUCCACCCGAUGCAGACGGUGCUGACGCAGCGCGACCUUGUCCUGCAGUACGCCGGCAAUGGGUCCUCCCCGGACGAACUCACCAUCUACCGGUGUCCGUACUGCAACCAGGACGGGUUCAGUCUGGGAACGCUGCUGAAACACGCCCGGGCGCUGCACCAGGACUGCAGCCAGAAGGUGCGCUGUCCGGCGUGUGUGACCUUCCGGACGGGACGGUACGGAACGCACCUGCUGGAUUGGAGUCUGGCCAUGCACAUCGAAAAUGCGCAUAUGCGGUUCGGGACAGACGUUGAGCUCAAGUUCAAGCUGCUGCAGUAUGCGGCAACCUCGCACUACAAGGAGAUUGCGACCUGGAAUGCCGAUAGUGAUGGCGCCAAGUGUACCAUUUGUUCGCUCGCGCUGGGUCAGGAUGCUGGGCUGUACCAGUUUCUGGACUGCGGACACGGAUUUCACCGGGCUUGUAUCGAGACGUGGCUCCGGGAUCGGACGGAUGAGGUCGCGUGCCCCAGCUGUCGGGAGCCGAACGUUUGAUUGUGGUUUAUUUCAGUUUCACAAAACUUUUUCUAAUAAAAAUCAAUGAGUAGUUCUUUAUGUUUUGGUGAA